This is a messenger RNA of Colletotrichum aenigma, 405 nucleotides long. RefSeq names its product Protein RTM1 (gene RTM1-1). NCBI's taxonomy places the organism in Eukaryota, Fungi, Ascomycota, Sordariomycetes, Glomerellales, Glomerellaceae. The transcript has a single exon. The coding region runs from base 1 to 405 and encodes 134 amino acids. Gene Ontology annotation, cellular component: membrane. The record is from RefSeq and is a predicted model, not a curated record.
AUGGAGAUUGGCGGCCACGUGGUGCUGGGCGGGCUGCUGUUCCAGCUGUUUGUGCUGGUGGUGUACUUUGUGCUCGUUGUGAGGUUCCAGAGGGCGACGCAGAGGGAGGUGAUUUAUGUAGAGAAUUGGAGGCGGUAUGUGUGGACGCUGGUGAUCUCUGUGGUGGCUGUGUGGGUGCGGAAUUUGGUGAGGGCGGCGGAAUUUGGUCAAGGCUGGUAUGGUUUUGUGAAUCAGCGCGAGGCGAUGAUGUAUAUCUUUGAUUCGUUCCUGAUGUUCUCGGUCAUGGUUGCGUUUGCUGUCUUCCACCCAGGACAGCUGAAUGAUUCGCAAGGGAGUAUGACCAAGGGCAGGCAACGCGUCACGUCUGAGAAGGUGGUUAUGGGUCCGUUCGGAAACCUAGCUUAG